Magallana angulata is the source of this 1516-nucleotide messenger RNA. RefSeq lists its product as uncharacterized. The coding region runs from base 68 to 1429 and encodes 453 amino acids. Lineage: Eukaryota; Metazoa; Mollusca; Bivalvia; Ostreida; Ostreidae. Gene Ontology annotation, molecular function: RNA helicase activity; RNA binding; ATP binding. The transcript has 9 exons. The record is from RefSeq and is a predicted model, not a curated record.
GUGUCAUAUAAACCAAGUUCACAACAAAUGAAAACCACUUAUUCGCUUUAUUUUGCGCCCAUUUUCAAUGAGCUUAUCGAGAUCUAAAGUAGCCCUCGGUCACAACCAAGAAAGCGGCGAGGACAGCGGCGGGACCAAGCGGGGAGGGGCGUAUUCCCCGGGACCCCAGGGGCAAAGCGAGGAAGUACAGACCCAGAUCAACGACUGGUCACAGUCGGACUACAAGGACAGUCAUGACCCGACGACCCCUAACAAUGGGGGCACAGGAGCGGAUCAACAGGUCGAGGACGAGGUGGAGGGGGUGGACGACUUUGAUGACAUGGGUCUGUGUGACCAACUCCUGAGAGGGAUCUACGGCUUUGGAUUUGAGAAGCCAUCUAUGAUUCAACAGAAAGCCAUUCCAAUAGCCCUUAAAGGAUCUGACAUGAUUGCCCAAGCCCAGUCUGGGACUGGGAAAACAGGGACCUUUUCCAUUGCCAUCCUUCAACAGUUAGAUCCUGGACUUAAACGAUGCCAGGCUCUGGUUCUGGCCCCCACCCGCGAGCUAGCAUCGCAAUCACAGCGCGUGAUGACGGCCCUUGGUGACUAUAUGAGGGUCGUCUGCCAGGACAUGGUUGGCGGGAACCAUGUGGCCAAUGACGUAAACAGACUUCGCGAGGGUGUGCAUGUUGUCAUAGGAACGCCUGGUCGGAUUCUUCAUCUGCUGAGAAAAGGGUAUUUGGAUUUGAGUGCCGUCCGGCAUUUCGUCCUGGAUGAAGCGGACCAGAUGUUGUCGAGAGGAUUUCUGGACCAGAUCAAGGACACUUUCCAGUACCUACCAAGAGAUGCACAGAUCAUACUCGUCUCUGCAACCCUACCACCAGAGGUCCUGGACAUUACUCACGAGUUUAUGAGAAAUCCCAGACGUAUUCUGGUAAAAAGAGAGGAGCUGACUCUACAAGGGAUCCAGCAGUUCUAUGUCAAUGUGGAAAGAGAGGACUGGAAGCUGGACACGCUAUGCGAUAUUUAUGACACCAUCACUGUGGAGAAGACCAUCAUCUUCUGCAAUAUGCGCGGCAAAGUAGAAUGGUUGGAGAGGGAGAUGAACAGACGAGAUUUUACAGUGUCGGCCAUGCACGCAGGAUUGUCCCAGAAAGAGCGGGAACUGAUCUUGCGCAGCUUCCGGACCGGCUCCAGUCGUGUCCUUAUCUCAACCGACCUCCUGAGCCGAGGGAUUGACGUCCAACAAGUGUCGCUGGUCAUUAACUUUGAUUUACCUAUGGAAAGGGAGAGCUACAUUCACAGAAUCGGACGUGGCGGACGUUUCGGACGAAAGGGGACAGCUAUCAACUUUGUGACGUCAGACGACUUCCGGAAAAUGGAGGAUCUUCAGAAAUUCUACAACACGGAGAUCCUGGAGAUGCCGAGCAACAUCGCCAGUCUCUUGUAAAGAAUGGACGUUAACAAAAACAUAACAUCAUGUGAUUGAAAAGAAAACUGUUUGGCCAUUAUAUAUAAUAAAUCCAUUAAAAAUAUG